UAGUCACUAAUGCUAACUAGCUAUCUAGCUAACAUCCCAACCAUGAGCUCACAAAACGACUCCCCCACUUCUAAAGAUGGGAUGUGCUGGACGGAGAAAGAAAGUCUGGGGCUGAACAUUGUCGUGAAAGAGGAGAAGGAAGAAGAGGAUGUCACAGUAAAAAAAGAAGUAGAGAUUGAGGCUGUUACAGUGAAAGAAGAAGAGUUAGAAGUUAAAUUGACAGAAGAUGAAGACGCGUUCAGAGUGGAAGAGGAAGUUACAGUAAAAGAAGAGGAGAAAGAGGAGGUGGGGGAGAUGACUGUCACAGUGAAAGAAGAGGAAGACAUUUUUGGAAUGAAGGAAGUUGGGGAGAUAACUGUCACAUUGGAAGAGGAAGAAGAGGAGGAGACAGGAGAUCUGAUUAACAGCAGAGAGAGACCAGACUCUCAAUCUGAGAGCAGAAAGAGUCCUUCAGGGGAACCAGACCCCGAGACGCCCAAUCCAGCGAUGCGACACCACUGCUCCCAGUGUAAUAUGAGUUUUAAGUGGUUAUGGAAGCUGAAAGAGCAUGAAAGAAACACACAGGAGAAAAGCCCUUCCAAUGCUCCCAGUGUGGAAAUAAAUUCUCACGAGCACAUGACCUGAAAUCACAUGAGGACACACACAGGGGAAAAACCACACAAUUGCUCCCAGUGUGGAAAGCUUUUUUCCCAUUUAGGGAACCUGAACAAACAUAUGAGAAUACACUCUGGAGAGAAGCCUUACCCCUGUUCCCAUUGUGGAAAGAAUUUUAGGUCUUCAGAUAACUGAAAGCGCAUGAAAGGACACACACAGGGGAGAAACCUUACCAUUGCUCUCUUUGUGGAAAGGAUUUACCAAGUUAAGGAACCUAAAAAGAGCAUGAGAGGAAACACACAGGGUGAAAGCCUUACGAAUGCUCCCAGUGUGGUAAGAGUUUUUCCCAUAUAGGGAACCUGAACAAACAUAAAAGAAUACACUCUGGAGAAAAGCCUUACCCCUGUUCCCAUUGUGGAAAGAAUUUUAGGUCUUCAGAUAACCUGAAAGCGCAUGAAAGGACACACACAGGGGAGAACCUUACCAUUGUGCUCUGUGUGGAAAGGAUUUUUACCAAGUUAGGGAACCUAAAGAGCAGAGAGAAAACACACAGGAGAAAAGCCUUACCACUGCUCCCGUGUGGAGAGAGAUUUCAAGAUCACCAAACCUUAAAAGCACGAGAGGACACACACAGGAGAAAAGCCUUACCACUGCUCCAACUGUGGAAAGAUAUUUUCAACAUCAUCGGACCUAAAAAAGCACCAGAGGACACACACAAGGGAGAAAUCUUACCAUUGCUCUCAAUGUGGAAAUAGUUUUUUACGAUCACAUGACCUAAAAUCGCAUGAGCUGACACACACAGGAGAAAAACCACAUAGUUGCUCCCAGUGUGGAAAGUGUUUUUUGUAUUUAGGGAAC
This is a messenger RNA of Salvelinus sp. IW2-2015, 1452 nucleotides long. RefSeq names its product zinc finger protein OZF-like. Gene Ontology annotation, biological process: regulation of transcription by RNA polymerase II. NCBI's taxonomy places the organism in Eukaryota, Metazoa, Chordata, Actinopteri, Salmoniformes, Salmonidae. The record is from RefSeq and is a predicted model, not a curated record. Gene Ontology annotation, molecular function: RNA polymerase II cis-regulatory region sequence-specific DNA binding; DNA-binding transcription factor activity, RNA polymerase II-specific.